CAUCACUACUUCAAUUGUUUGAGAAUUUCCCUGACUGAAAAUGAGUGGACGAGGCAAAACCGGUGGCAAGACCAGGGCGAAGGCAAAGACACGUUCAUCCAGGGCUGGACUCCAGUUCCCCGUGGGUCGAGUUCACAGGCUGCUCCGCAAGGGCAACUAUGCCCAUCGUGUUGGAGCUGGAGCUCCGGUCUACAUGGCUGCCGUGCUCGAGUAUCUGACCGCUGAGAUCCUGGAGUUGGCCGGCAAUGCUGCCCGUGACAACAAGAAGAGUCGUAUCAUCCCCCGCCAUCUGCAGCUGGCUGUGCGCAACGACGAGGAGUUGAACAAGCUGCUCGGCGGAGUGACCAUCGCUCAGGGUGGUGUGCUGCCCAACAUCCAGGCAGUGCUGUUGCCCAAGAAGACUGAGAAGUCCAAGUAAAUUGCUGUUUUUUCAGUUCCAUCGAAAAGGCUCUUUUAAGAGCCACCCACUUAUUCGUAUAAGCUCAUAUUAUUCCAAUUUUACAUUGCGCUCCCAAACGUAGUGGUAGUUCCAAGAGGGCGGGUUGAAUAGAAGGAAAAAAAACAGACUAUAGCGUUCCUCCUAGACAUAAAACAUAGUUAGUCUGAGCUACGCCUCUGGGUAGAUAUUUCAGGCAAACAAUACGAGUCUUUUUUUUCUGCAAAAAGGGGGAGCGAUCCUUUACUCCACAUAGGAUGGUUAAAUCGGCAUUAAGUGAAUCCGCGUUUAAAUUUGACAAGCGUGUUAGCAUUGUUUCCCCAACUGCUCAAAUCAGGCUAACUGUUCACUGCCUAUGCGCCACAUCUUGCAGCACAGCUGUUACUAUAGCAACAGUGGAAGUGAACAGAACGUGCAGGUCCGGUCGACCAUUUCCAACGAUGUGAUUGGUUCUUUAUUAGACGGCAGGAUUUCCAAUUACAAAUCCACCAUGUUUACCUGUAAGGGAUUUCCCCAUUCAUUUUCCUGUCAAUGAUUUUUGUUUAAUGUAUCUGAUAGUAGAUUGUAACUAAACUACGGCGUGGGAGUGACUGUCGUCAUGUUGUGUUAACGCUUGUUUGCAUCUUUAUUAUCCGGUAUGAUUAUAGAUAGCUCUAUCUUCCACAUUAUGUUAAGGUAUAUCACACAGAUGGAUACACAUUGCAGACAUGUUAUGAACUAGCUUUAGUAUCCAGCUGUAUUGCUAAUGCUAUAAUGCUAGUUUCCCCCGGUUUGUACAACAACAUCCAAAUGCCGCGCUUUUCUCUUAAUUGUUACUUUCUCUUAAUUGUUUUAUUUUUUAUGUCUGGAUGCACAAUAAAGUUUCAGUUAGCAGA
Molecule: messenger RNA, 1311 nt
Organism: Clupea harengus (Atlantic herring)
Lineage: Eukaryota; Metazoa; Chordata; Actinopteri; Clupeiformes; Clupeidae
Product: histone H2A-like
Cellular component (GO): nucleosome
Molecular function (GO): protein heterodimerization activity; DNA binding; structural constituent of chromatin
Source: RefSeq, a predicted model, not a curated record